GCAAUUAACAGUUUGUUACGGGGGAGCUAGCAAAUAAAGUUUAUUAGUAGUAGUAUUAUUAGCAUUAUUAUUACUAGCUAGGGUUGCCAACUUUUCAACUCGAUUUGGCAGCCAUACCUUUAGAAGUGGCUCAACUGGGAGGAAUCUAUCCAUUGACGCGCCCCCGUCUCUUUAUCUCCAUGCCAGGGAGGUAGGAGGGGAAACCCCAGCUAAAAUUCUUUCAGGCUGUUAUUAAAAACUAAGGUUGCCAACUUAUUGAAUGGCCUCUGCACCUAUGCCUUGACCAGUGGGUCAUUUGGUAGGAACCUGCAUGGAUAGUAGGAUUAUCACCUGCUAAAUCCUGCCUGCCGGUUGCCCUUGAGAGCAAAGCGGCAGAGAAUCCGGUGGAAACGUCGGCCACCCUUUUCAAGCAGAGGAGCCGGGGUGAAGAGGGAAAGUUGGCAACCUCCACCGCUAUCCAGCACGACUGCCUGCUGCUCCGCGCCCUCCUUAGGCAAGUUUAACUUUUUAAAAGAGUCAGUGACGGCAGCGGCCGCGGCAGCGGGAGAAGAAGGCGUCUGGCGACUCCUGUCAGAAAGGAUUUAUGAGUUGGAAAAGGGAAAGGAAAGGAGAAAAAGAGAGCGAGAUGGACUUAGAGAUUUCAUAACUGUGCAGGGGUGGGGGGGAGAUCUACAAAAGGGGGGGUGUCUCAGCGCCAGAGGAGGAGCGCGGCAUAAAAGCAGAGAUCUGCUCUCUCCGCAAGAUCUCUUAAUAUGACUGAACUCCGACUUUUGCUCAGCCUCCCAAGCCUCAAGCUUUUGGAUUUAAGGUAGCUGCUAUGAAGGCCGGAAACCUGAUUUUAAUUCUGUGGCUCCACUUCACCCUGGGACAAACGAACCCUCAAAGAGCCAACCAGGACCGUCACAGAAAAGGUCAACUUGUCAUUCCUCGGAACGGAAUGUCAGACCCGCCCCGAGGUGCAAUCGUGGCAGCCCAAACUCGGAAAUCUGAGGUCGUGUCGGAUGUUGGCAGGCGUCCAGAUUUCGUUUCGGCUGGAUUUGGAGAUGCAAGGCCUACGGAAGGAUUCUCCGAGAAUUCCCGGCAAAUUAGGGACUGAAAUAUUGUCGUCUUCCACUUGUACCUCGUGUGUUUGAUCAGGUCCUCACCUGUCUGCCCCCGAUCUCGAAGGAGACCUCCUCUUCCUCCUGGAUAGCUCCGGCAGCGUCUCCUACUACGAGUUCUCCAGGGUGAAGGAGUUCAUUGCAGACCUCCUGCGGCCGUUCACCUUCGGGCCCCACGAUGUCCAGACUGGGGUCGUCCACAUCAGCACCAUGCCCUCCCUGGAGUUCCCCUUCAACCGCUACCUCUCCAGCGGAGCAGUCCAGCAGGCCAUCCGGAAUAUCCAGCAGGUGAUGGGAGACACCAACACGGGACGAGCCCUCUCCUUCGCCAAGGAGAAGCUCUUCACGGCGGAAGCCGGCGCCCGGCCGGAAGUGCCCAAGGUGAUGGUCUGGGUGACUGAUGGCUUCUCCACGGAUGAUGUCUCUCAGCCCAUGCAGCUCCUCAAGGACAUGGGGGUCACGGUCUUCAUCGUCAGCACCGGGCGCGGUAACUAUCUGGAGCUCUCGGCAGCCGCCAGCCCACCCCCGGAGAAACAUCUCCACUUUGUGGAUGUGGACGACUUGCCCAUCAUCACCGAGGAGCUGAGAGAUGCCAUCAUGGACGUCAUCCAGGCCAAGCGGCUGCGUGCCACAGACAUCUCCUCAAGCAGCUUCCGGCUAACGUGGCCCAAACUUCUCACCCACGGCACCGGCUACUACCUUUUGGAGUACGCCCCCACCGGAGACCCCCGGCGGAAGCUCACCAAGCAGCUGAGCGGUGACCACACCAGCAUCGUGGUGGGCUACCUUGCCCCGCAAACAACCUAUGAGGUGGCCCUCAUCCCGGAGUCCAACGAGCGAUACAUCCCACCCCAGACCACCAGGGUCACCACCUUGGAAGAGGCCAUCAGCCCCGCCCAGGUUCUCAUCUCAGACUCCAAGCCCCACAGCGUCCGGGUCAGCUGGGCCCCCAACCCGGACAGCGUGGCCAGCUAUCAGGUGCUGUACGGGCCCCUGCCCGGGAACGCCGUCAAGCUGGUGGAGGUGGAGGGCAACCUCAACAGCACCGUCCUGGAGGAUCUCGCGGCCAACAGCACCUACCUGGUGACCGUCUCGGCCAUCUACCGGUCGGGGAAGGAAAAGGCGCUAUCGGCCAAGGCGUGCACGCAGGAAGAGAACUCCCGGGUCAAGCACCUGCGCUUCGAAGACCUGAGUCCCAGCACCGUGAAGGCCACGUGGGAUCCGGCCGACGGCAACGUCCUCGGCUACCGGGUGAGAUGCCGGCGCCAAGCCGGCCCGUCGACCCUCCUCAGCGUCUCGCCGCAGAUCCACAGCGUCCUCCUCUCCGAUCUGGCCACGGGCAGCACCAACAAAGUGUGCGUCAAACCCGUGUACAAGAACCUGCCCGGGAAAGGCCUGUGCCAGAUGGUCCACAUGCAGCCGGCUUCGCCAGUGAGAGCCUACAGGCACCGGCAGAGGGCGUGAUCGGCGUGAUCGGAGCCUCUGCAGAGCAGAGGGGAAGUCUGGGAUAAGAAUGAGCGUGGCGGGGAACCUAUACCAGCGGGUCCGGUGGUCACACCCAUACCAUUCCCCCGAAGUACUCUGUCUCCCUCUAGUGGCAUUGAAGUUCCUGAGAUUUUGAGUAGUGUAUAGACAACGGCUCCCCCUAGAGGAUGGAAUCCGACCACCACGCCAGGUCAUCCCUCCCGUUUCAUCACUCCACGCCCGGCCAUCGCUCUUUUCUCCUUCCUUGUAUUCCGGCGACAGCGAAAGACUGGGAACCAAGCUUCCUGUUUCCUUACUGUAUUCUAUUUAUUUGUGUUCGUGUUUGGUUUGGCUGGGAAAGAAGGUCACGUAUUCCUCCCCUUAUGUACCUGUACCAAUGUAGAUCUGCAGCUGCUGUCUGCUGAGUGGGGCCCGUGGCCCACCUGGCUCAGUGUAGCCAACCCAGACUGGCAGCCGCUCCCAGGACUGUCCACACUGUCCGGCUCAGUGUAGCCAACCCAGACUGGCAGCCGCUCCCAGUAGUACCGUCAACACUGACGGGCAGCAUUUCAGGCAGGGCUGCUUCUCAACCCAACCUGGAGUCACUACCAGGGAUUGAAGCCGGGGCCUUCAGAAUGCAGAGGUGGGGCUCUGCCACUGAGUUAUGGCCCCAUCCUAUCUGACUGACAAUCUGCUGUAAUAUCUUUGUUGAGCCCCCAGUAUGGAAUGAUGGACAUCCCAACCCACCCACCCCUUAGAGACAGCCAAUCUUUUCAAAAAUGCUUUGUCACUGAAAUUUCCUCGGGUGUUUUGUUCAGGCAGGAACCUCCAAACUUGCCUUGGGAUUUCACUUGUGAGUAAUUUCACUGUGGGGGGACAUCUGCCGUUUAUUUAUCUCCACGGCAGGACAUCUUCCCCUGCUGGAUUUUUGGUGAUAAGGGCGUAAUUCUCACUGAAAUGAGCCUAGAAUCCUCACACCCUAGCUUUUUGUCUGUGGAUCGUUCCAUGGAAAAUAAUUUAAUCAUAUAUAUAUAUAUAUAUACAUUUAAUACAUCGCUGCCGUCUGCUGAGUCUGGCCCAUGGUCCCUCUAACUCUGCACUGACUCUGACUGGCAGCAGCGCCUGGUAUCGUUGGCACUAACUGGCAGCUGCUCUCUGGCAUCAAUCUGCACCUGGCACCACUUCAGACUGCAGGCGGAGGUUCUUUGACUGAGUCUUCACCUGUAGCUUGAAAUGGCCUGAUCCAGUCACAGGUGAGCUACCCAAAUGAGAGUUAGGCACACACACACACACACACACACACACACACACACACACACACUGAGGAGCAGAGCCAGUUAAGAAGUGGGUGAUCCUAGAAAUGUGACAGAAUUGAGCACUCUGGAUCUUUGUUUCUACCCAGCUGCUUUUUAAAGUAUCCAAUCUCCAUUGUCGGCCAGUCCAGAUGUAGCCUGUGCUGAGUUUGGGGGUAAACAGCCGAAAUCUUUCCUGCAUCGAGAUGUCCUUGCCGGUCCUCGUUCUUUCUCAUCAGCCAGAAACCGUUUCGUUCCGAGCGACCUUUUCCGUGUAGCUUGACUAAUAUGGUAGCAAAUUAUUGCCUAACUGUUCCGUUGUACUGCAUCGUUUGGAAGACCGUGAAUUAAACAGAGAACCAAUGA
Molecule: messenger RNA, 4222 nt
Organism: Hemicordylus capensis (graceful crag lizard)
Lineage: Eukaryota; Metazoa; Chordata; Lepidosauria; Squamata; Cordylidae
Gene: VWA1
Product: von Willebrand factor A domain containing 1
Exons: 7
Coding region: 1311-2564 (417 amino acids)
Molecular function (GO): protein binding
Source: RefSeq, a predicted model, not a curated record